Molecule: messenger RNA, 609 nt
Organism: Oryzias latipes (Japanese medaka)
Lineage: Eukaryota; Metazoa; Chordata; Actinopteri; Beloniformes; Adrianichthyidae
Gene: pebp4
Product: phosphatidylethanolamine binding protein 4
Source: RefSeq, a predicted model, not a curated record
CUGUUGCUGCUUAUGACGUCAGCGGCCUGUUCUGACAGCGGACUCCACUGCGGCAGCCGAAGACCCGGAGGAGGAAACCUGCCUCCGAAAGAAGGGCCUGUCAAAGAUGGGAAAGGUGUACGUCCUGGUGAUGGUUGAUCCUGAUGCUCCAAGUCGUACUAAACCAACAUCUACUCACUGGAGGCACUGGUUGGUUGCGAAUAUAGAGGGAAGGGAACUGAAAAAAGGCAAAAUAAAAGGGAAAAUUCUCACUGAGUAUCAGCCCCCCACCCCACCACAGAAGUCUGGUUUCCACCGCUACCAGUUCAUGUUGUUUGAGCAGCUUCCACAGACCCCAGUGUCGCUCUCUGAUGAGGAGAAGUCUUCCCGCGGUAAAUGGGAUUUUCCGGCAUUCAUCACAAGGUUUAAUCUGGGGGAGCCUGUGGCCGCUCUGCAGUUUCUCACUCAAAACUUCAAAGACUGAAGGAUAGUGAGAUUCUUCAAAUGGAUAGAAAAAAAAGACACAAAAAUCUAUGUGUAAUAAUUGAAAAUAAAAGAUUGUUCUACUUUUAUUGUUUUCCCUUUUUGUUCUCUGCAAUAAACAGCAAAAAUCUUCAAAGCCUGCACAAA